Messenger RNA from Symbiodinium sp. CCMP2592, 1041 nucleotides. The record is from the annotation of a GenBank genome assembly. NCBI's taxonomy places the organism in Eukaryota, Dinophyceae, Suessiales, Symbiodiniaceae.
AUGGCUCUUCUCAAGCAGGCCGUCCGCUCCGUCUCCCAGGUGUCUGCCCUCCGUGCGGUGGCUCCAGGUGCAGCGGCGCUCACACGUGCCAUCGCCCCGGCGGCCGAGGUGUCCCAGUCCCGAGUGGCAGCUCCAUUGGCCCUCGGACUAGGUGAGCCGCUGGCGAAGCGCCAUGCCGGAGUGUCUGUCCUGGGCUGCGCCAUUGCUAUGGUGGCAGUCGGCGGCUGUGCACAGGGUAUCGGCCAGCUCUUCGCCGCUCUGGUUGUUGGAAUGGCACGCAAUCCUUCGAUGAAGGAGGAUUUGUUCACCUACACCCUAAUUGGGAUGGGAUUCCUGGAGUUCUUGGCGAUUGUGGUGAUCCUCAUCGCGGGCCUGCUCUUGUACUCGGAGCUUCUCGGACCAAGCUGUGAAGUGCUGUUAUUUCUGGCCCGUCGGCUCUUGGCACUUGGCACCCGCAGUUGUUCCCAGCUCAAUUCUGCAGGAACAAUGGCUCUUCUUAAGCAGGCCGUCCGCUCCGUCUCUCAGGUGUCCGCCCUCCGCGCGGUGGCUCCAGGAGCAUCGGUGCUGACACGCGCCAUUGCCCCGGCGGCAGAGGUGUCCCAGUCCCGUGUGGCAGCUCCGUUGGCCCUCGGCCUAGGUGAGCCAAUGGCCAAGCGCCAUGCCGGAGUGUCUGUCCUGGGCUGCGCCAUUGCCAUGGUGGCAGUUGGCGGUUGCGCACAGGGUAUCGGCCAGCUCUUCGCCGCACUGGUUGUCGGAAUGGCACGCAACCCUUCGAUGAAGGAGGAUCUGUUCACCUACACCCUGAUUGGCAUGGGUUUCCUGGAGUUCUUGGCGAUUGUGGUGAUCCUCAUUGCGGGCCUGCUCUUGUACUCGGAGCUCCUCGGCUGGCUCUUGUUGAUACUAGUUGUACUCCUGGUGACCCCUGCAGUCAAGAGCCUUCUUGGCUUCCACUGGGACUCGAAGUUACUCUUCCUGAAACUGCACCCGUGUCUGGCGAGCCCUAGUCAUUUGAUGUCAAAGAUGUCUGUUCAAGUGUCCUAA